UACUUCAUAUAGGUAACCGACCCUUUCAUUGGGCUCAAUGGAACAAAACGAACAUUAUUUGAGAAAAGAUGAACAGAAAUGGUUUCAAGAGAACAUCGUCUCGUGUUUCUACAGGUCAGUUCUUACUGAAUUGCAUGAAAUUUUGGACUUGUUAAAAAGCGAUGUUCCCAAUGUACUUGCGUACUCUUCCAUACACACGGACAGCAUCAAGGGUGUUGUCUCGCGCAAGCAGGAUCAUAUUGACCGGGUCAAUUUGAUAGUAAAACUGGGCAAGCAGGUGUAUGAAAUCCGUUCUAAUGAUGGUGAGCUGUUUCACUUGAAACAGAUACAGUCUUUAAAGAACGAACUACAUUUUUGUCUGUACAACUUUCAACUUUUUAAGAACAAGCCACUCAUUGGUUUAAAUCGUUUGUUAAGCUCCUUGAAGCAUUGCAUUGAUCUACUAAAUGAACCAUCACAAUGUUUUCUGGGAUUAAGCAAAUCGCAAGUCGUCGAGAUUCCAAAAAAUACUGACAAAGUUGACAGCAAUAGAUUCUUCCCAUCAUUGUGUGUUCCACUUGCUCGGCGCUCUGCUUUUAAGCCGCCGUUGGAUCCUCAAAUUACACUUUCUUUUACAGUGUCUGGUUCAUCCAUCGGCGUUCAAGUUUUACGUAUUACAAGUUCUGCUCCGGCAAUUGAUCUAAACGCUGAAGAGCUUGAUGCAUCGCAACUACUGCCAUAUAUUUCACAACACGUCGAAGCUUAUUCUCAAGAUCCGAUGCUCCUUUCUGUGAUGACGAAGCUGAACGCGCUGCAAAAAAAAACGGCAGACAUGCGUUAUCGAAGCAACAUUGCCUACGAAUUGGCUUAAUCACUCUGGUUUGCUUUUGCUCUCCCCUCUCUUUUUUUGCAAGCAAUUAGUUUUUUGAUGAUUGAUGAGUUAAUGAAAUACCUAUGUAACACAUCCUAAGACGUAUUUGCAAACGAAUGUUAUAAG
Schizosaccharomyces japonicus yFS275 is the source of this 976-nucleotide messenger RNA. RefSeq names its product RAVE complex subunit Rav2. The transcript has a single exon. The record is from RefSeq and is a predicted model, not a curated record. NCBI's taxonomy places the organism in Eukaryota, Fungi, Ascomycota, Schizosaccharomycetes, Schizosaccharomycetales, Schizosaccharomycetaceae. The coding region runs from base 38 to 850 and encodes 270 amino acids.